AUGGUUAUAUCGCGUCGUUUUCUCAACAUUUUGCUGCACCUUCUACACUACAACGACCUGGGGCGUGUGGAUCAACAAAUCGUGGAUCGACAUGGGGCAGCCUGCCUGGAUGGCUCUCGCCCAGCAUUUUACUACGCCCCCGCCAAUUCCACCGCCUUGAACAACACGUGGGUCCUCUACUUUAAGGGGGGCGGCUGGUGCUACUCGUACGACAACUGCGUAGAGCGUGCUGGGACCGAGCUGGGCUCAACCGUCAACCUUUCGAGCCACUUUACCUUUACCGCCGGGCCUGAAUCGGACAAUGUCCUCAACAACCCUGACCUGGCCGGCGCCCAUCGUGUUGUGCUCUGGUAUUGCGAUGGAGCCUCCUUUGCCGGUUCUGUUGAGCCCAAGGACUCGGCCCUCUUCAUGCGGGGCCGCCACAACCUGGAUGCUAUUCUCGAGCACUUGGCUACGCAUUUGGCCCUUGAUCAAGCCACUGACGUCCUCCUCUCUGGCGGAUCUGCCGGCGGCUUGGCCUCUUUUCUCCAUGCUGACUAUGUUCGUGCCGCCAUCACCGACUUUGGUGCACCACUCCGCCGCUACAAAGUUGCCCCUGGCUCGGGCUUUUUCAUGAACCAUAGCAAUGCCGAAGGAGUCCCGCAAUACAUUCAAGAAAUGCAAAACGUCUUUCAGAUGCAGAAUUGCAGCAGCGGCGUGAACCAGGCCUGUUUGGUGGGCGAGGAGGAUCCUCGCAAUUGCAUCUUUGCCCCGGUCACCUGGAACUACAUCCAGGCCCCCAUCUUCCCCCUGCAGUCGGUUCUUGACUCGUGGCAAAUGUCCAACAUUUACCCCAUGGUCUGGUCCAGCUGCACCAAGAAUCACUUUGAAGAAUGCAACAGUACCCAGAUUGAUGGGCUGAACGCGUUUGCAGCUUCACUCAUGAAGGCCGCGCAAACGCCGGCAUUUUCAAAGCCCGGAAACGGUGGCUUCUACCACAGUUGCCUCAUGCAUGUGGGUGAGCAAAGCGGAGGCUGGACCCAAUACCACAUUAACAACGUCUCCAUGGCCGAUGCCUUUCGUGCCUGGUGGAACGCAGACCCUUCUGCGCCGGCCGCUCAGCACACCUACUACCAAGACACCUUUUUACAGCAUGCGUCCCCUCACCAGUUGUACUUUUCCUUUGUGCUUUACUUCUCUCUUUCUCAAACCGACCAAUUCAUUAUUCUCUCUCACUUAUCUCUCUCAAAAUUGCAUUUACCCCUCUUAAAUUGCAUUCAUCUCAAAGCUCUCUUUUUGCUGACAAGUGGCGUCUUUUCCAUUUUCCCUUCCAAGCCGAUGACCAACUUUUUGCGUGACACCACCACCCCAGGCUUGCCCUUCGAUCCCCCUCCUUACUGCACCACUUUCAAUGACGGCUGCAAUCUCUGUCAGCGUUUCGGAGAGAACGAAUGGGAUUGGGCGUGCACAGAGAUGGCCUGCGAAACUUAUGGCACUCCCCAUUGCAACAAGUACACCUUCCCAAGCAACUGCACCGCCCUGGAGUGCGACAGCAAGUGCCCCUCGGGCUACGUGCUCGACGCCGACGCUUGCCCCACCUGUGAUUGCGCAACCCCUUGCGCUCAAGCAUGCGCCUAUGGCGAAAAGUGCAAGGAAGGCACCUGCGUUCGUGAUUGCGACAUGGGCUGUCUCAUCGCCAUCGACUGCGCUCCGUCCAUGCCAGGCUGCAAUGUUUCCAAGAUUGUGCCCCAUGAUGUCUGCGGGUGUCAGACAGGCUGCCCCACCAUGGAAUGCGACCGUGGGGCUGGCGAGCAAUGCUUUCUUGACUUUCACUGCGCAAAGCAACUCACCUGCCAGGACGGCCGCUGCGCGUGUCCUCGCACCAAGGACUGCCCAAGUGACUGUGUCUAUGGAUACGCCUCCGACGCGUACGGCUGUCCUACUUGCACAUGCGCCGAUCCGUGUGCCAACCAUGAUUGUGGUCCAAAUACACUGUGCCGACCUGAACCCAAGCAAUGCUUUACCACCCCUUGCCCCCAAUACGCCUGUGACCCCAUUGACAAAUGUGUUACCAUGAGGUGCAUGACGGGGUACAAGUGCGCCCAGGGCCAGUGCAUACGCGACUGCGACCUUGACUGCCCAGCCCCGCCCAAGUGUCCACAGGCCCUUGAAGAGUGCGCCGUCUCUCUGAUUAUUCCGCGUGAUGAAUGUGGUUGCCAAACGGACUGCCCCGAUAUUGAAUGCAAUCUGGGCCGCGGCGCCACCUGUCACGAAGAUUCACACAUCUGUUAUAAAAUGAUCAACACAUUGUCAUACGCGCCAGUUGUGCCCAAGGUCUCUUCUGCGAGCAAGGCCGAUGCCAAUGUGGCCUCUUAUGCAACCCAGGAUGCCGAUACCACCCAGAGCGUCGAAAGGAGCACACACGAAGGCACCGACGCCUCCAGCACGACCGUCGACUGCGGUUUUGUCUGCAUGAUCUAUUGUGAGCAUGGCAACGUCCUCGACGAGCGAGGCUGUCCCACAUGCAGGUGCAAGGAAAAGCCUUGCUCCGCCACGAGCGACUGUGGACACGGUACCCAAUGCCGCCAAGGCUCGUGUCAAGCCUGCCUCUGCCCGGAGAUUGAUUGCUUCAUGCCCGAGGGUUGUGUCCCUGUUGAGGAUACACUUGAGUCAACUGUCGUUAUUGGAGCAUGUGCUUGCCAGGGCUGUCCACGCUACCGCUGCACGACUGGAGCGCAAGUGGGUGACUUUUGCGACAAUGACCGAUUCUGUGCCUCGGGCUUGGCUUGCGUGCGUGGAAACUGCGAGCAACUUCGACCAAACAACCCCACAACUUAUGUGAUUGGCACCAUUCGCCUUCCAGUUGCUCUUGAUAUGACGUCAACGUUGACACGUGUGAGCCAGGAGCUUCAACGUGGCCUUCAAUCUCUGCUUGGAUUUGCUGUCGAAGUCCAUGUGUGGCUCGUGGAAUCACCUCGAGCCCGCCGUGAUGGCGAUGAUUCGCCCGUCGUCGCCGUGGCAAGCACAAGCACGGUGCUUCGCUACCGUGUGACAAGUAUUGGUGACAAUGUCGACGAGACGGCUUUGCGCACCAUGCUGGAAUCCUCGACACUGCAGAAUGAAGUGCGGGAAAAGACAGAUUUGGACCUGGAGUUUCUUGAAGUUGAGGAGAGCGGCCGCGUUACUGCCUUGGAGGAACAACCAGCGCGCGCUGUCGCUCCUGAAGAUGACAAAGCGUCCAGCACAUCCAUGAUCGUUAUCGUUGGCGCCGCUUGUGGAGCUGUGGUUCUUGUUGCCCUCACAAUCGCCGCCGUGGUGAUGGCUCGUCGCCGCAACAGCGAGUGCGUACUAUCGGCGAGGCCCCCUCCUAUGCAUGAUGUCUGUGGAUCCUGA
Molecule: messenger RNA, 3372 nt
Organism: Monosiga brevicollis MX1
Lineage: Eukaryota; Choanoflagellata; Craspedida; Salpingoecidae
Exons: 20
Coding region: 1-3372 (1123 amino acids)
Molecular function (GO): hydrolase activity; serine-type endopeptidase inhibitor activity
Source: RefSeq, a predicted model, not a curated record